Caenorhabditis briggsae is the source of this 1014-nucleotide messenger RNA. NCBI's taxonomy places the organism in Eukaryota, Metazoa, Nematoda, Chromadorea, Rhabditida, Rhabditidae. The transcript has 6 exons. The coding region runs from base 1 to 1014 and encodes 337 amino acids. The record is from RefSeq and is a predicted model, not a curated record.
AUGGAAUCUACCACUAUACAAAUUGAAGAAUCAUCAAGACAUCUAAGUUUGUCGUUUUUAAUUUUUAUCACCUUAGCCACUUUAUCGAUUGUUAUUGUCUCGGUCCUAUUUAUACUUUUGAUUUUCUUAUUUCCUAUAUUUGUCUUUAUAAGAAUUAAAAACCGAGAAUGGGACAAAGAAACUUCCAUCUAUCCAAUAACUAAUCAUUUCUUCAAAGCAAUUUGUUGGUUUUAUUUAUUUUUUGCCAUUUUCGUUAUUGAUUUAUUUACCGAAGGACCUCCUCUCUGGAAUAAGAAAAUGCAUGGUAUUCUUUUUACCGCUCUAUUGACAAUUUUCAUGACCACGAUAUGUCAUACUCAUCAUAUCAUUUUAUCAUUUUUGGCUCUUCAAAGAUUCAUUAUCUAUUUUUUCCCUUCUUCGGAGAAAUACUUGUUUUCAAAAAUCCCAAAAGGGACAUUCAAAUUUGGUUAUACUGCUGUUUUAAUAAUCAUUUUAUUCCUAGUGUAUAGAGCACUUGUUGAAUCAGUUGGUGCUGAGGAAUUAUUUGUUUAUUACAUUAUUUUGCACAGUUUUUUAUUUUUCUUUACUGCAUUGUAUAUUCCCAUUUUUGUCAGUAUUCGAAAACUGCAAAACUUAGCAUCGGCGAUGAAGAAUAAGCAACAUAAAUAUAUUUUGAAUCAAACUAUAACUUUAAUCACUUUUAAGACUAAUCAAAGCUAUAAAUUUUCAGUCGUUAUGCGAUUGUUCUUUUUUUCAUUUCAGACACAUUUUAUUAUGUUUCUGACUUUGCCUGGUAGUUUUAAGCCUUUCGAUGGUAUUUAUAAUCUUAUCAUUUUCGAUUUACUUUCCACUCCUUUAACUAUCCAAAUUUCAUACUUGCUUUAUAACAAGAGGACUACUGGACGAAGAAAUCCAACGCUGAGCAAUAUUUAUCGGGCGAUUUUCAAGCGGAAUUCCGUAGAACCGUAUGUGCGACGAGAAGUUGGUGUUGCGACAGUUGUUCCGACUACAUGA